AUGAAGACUGCCGCCACCCUCACCGCAGCUCUGUUCGCGUUGCGAUCCUUCGCGACCGACCCUCUCACUGCCGACAAGGCUGAGGCCGAUAUCAAGACAACUGAGCUUGAGCGUAACCUCUGGAACCUCAACAAGAUCGCUCGCGAUAAUGGCGGUAACCGUGCCUUCGGUCUGCCUGGCUACAAGGCCUCGUCUGAUUACAUUCUUGAGCGUGUCCAGGGCCGCUUCCAUAAGCAGCUCGACACCAAGCUCCAAUACUUCAACCACACCUUCUCGCAGACCCGUGAGCUCAAGGUCACUGGUCCCGACGGAGAGGAUGUCUACGUCGUGAGCCUUCAGUACAAUCACCCCACUGAGCUCCCUGGCGGCAACACCGCCCCGCUCAUUGACAUCCCCGUUGAUGACGCCCGAGGCUCUGGCUGUUUCGCUGACCAGUGGGAGGGCAUUGACGCCACCGGCAAGCUUCCCCUUGUGAAGCGCGGUGUCUGCGCCAUCUCCGACAAGCUCAAGCUCGCCAAGGCUGCCGGUGCUGUCGGUGUGAUCCUCUACAACCAGACUCCUGGCCGAGACAUUGGCUCUGCUACUCUCAGUGCCGAGAACCUGGGCCUGCUGGUGCCUGUCGGUCUCAUCCCUCUCGAGGAUGCCACUGCCUGGAGGGAGCGUCUGGCUGCUGGCGAGACCCUUGAGGUCACCCUUCUGGUUGACGCCGUCUGGGAUGAGCGUGAAACUUGGAACAUCAUCUCCGAAACCAAGGAGGGUGACCCUAAUAACGUCAUUGUCCUUGGUGCCCACUUGGACAGUGUUCAGGCUGGCCCCGGUGUCAACGAUGACGGUAGUGGAACUUCCGCUCUUCUCGAGAUCGCCGGCUCUUUCAAGAAAUACAGAGGCUUCAAGAACAAGGUCCGCUUCAUCUGGUGGGGUGCUGAGGAGAGUGGCCUCGUCGGAUCUCUUUACUACACUGCCCAGUUGUCCGAGGCCGAGGCUGAUGCCAUCCGCUUCUACUGGAACUACGACAUGAUCGGCUCUAUCAACCCUGUUUACAACGUCUACCUUGGCGACAACGAGGGUGACAAGUUUGGCGCCCAGCCCAUCCAUGACUAUAUCGCGGCUCAGGGCAAGCCCGCUGCCUUUGGCGGUUUCGGCAGCAGCUCCGACUACGUCGGUUUCCUCCAGCUUGGCAUUCCCUCCUCCGGUAUCUUCACCGGCGCCGGUGCCCCUACCGACCCCUGCUACCACUUGGCCUGCGACACCCUCGAUAACAUCAACUGGGACGCUAUCACCAUCAACACCAAGGCCGCUGCCCGUGUUGCUGCCGACUUCGCAAACGAGCUUCCCGCUGCCCUGCCCCGUCGUGCCACCACUACGCCCGCCCGCCGUAGCCGUGACGCUAUCCGUCGUGAGUUCCAGAAGUGGGCUCUUGCCUCUGAGCAGGCUGAGCACGCCAAGAGCUGCUCCCAUGGCGAGCACAACAUCUACUAG
Messenger RNA from Colletotrichum spaethianum, 1479 nucleotides. Its product is annotated as putative leucine aminopeptidase 2. Gene Ontology annotation, biological process: proteolysis. Lineage: Eukaryota; Fungi; Ascomycota; Sordariomycetes; Glomerellales; Glomerellaceae. The record is from RefSeq and is a predicted model, not a curated record. The transcript has 3 exons. Bases 1 to 1479 code for a protein of 492 amino acids. Gene Ontology annotation, molecular function: metalloexopeptidase activity.